UUUAAAUUAUGCAAAAAAAUGUACUCUUCGAUAAAUUUAACGGCUACUUUAUGAUAAAUAAACGGAAAAUUUUUUAUGCCUACACUUGUUCUUACUUAAAAGCUAACGCUGCACUCGACUGUACCAUUACGUGCAGUAUUAUCACGGAAUAGAACUAUACCAUAUAAUUCUUCCUUAUAAUUAUUGUGGUAGUGGUAAAUGCACAUAUAUAUGUUUCCUUUCGUUUUUGAUAAUAGUUUAUAUCAUUGUCGCGCGAAUCGGAACAUAAUCUAGGACUUUGCAUCGAUUCACAUUCGUCGAAAUAUAUACCGCAGUGUACGUAUACGAUAAUACGAAAAACAUUACAUCCGUCACUUGAGUUGCAUUAUAUUUUACAAUGGCUGACGAAGAAUUUGAUAUUUGCGAGCGCAUAUGGAACCAUGAGCUAGCUAUGCAACGCCUACUUUCUAUCUUGAGGCAGAACCAAAAUUAUUGUACGGAUGACGAGUGUUACAGCCUGGCGCGAUUACCAGGACCAUCAGCCGCUCCGCCGUCCAACGAUUUCUUUAUGCCUUUCUUAAUUAUUGCAUUUAUGGUUCUCAUGUACGUCUUUCGACCGAAUUCACUUCGUCAGAUAAGGAACAAUAACGUUAAAGAUCGAGAUAACGAGCGUGAUUCAAGCGAUGAUCCUCCUGUACCCCCGCCAACAAUGCAAUAAGAAGUGCAAUACGAUAACCCGUUUUGAUAGUUAAAUCUACUGAGCUUACAGAAAAAGGAGGGAGCGAAGAGGGAAUAACAGUUCAAUUUAAUCGAUAUUAGUAUAUAUUUUAUUUGAUCCUAAGAAAAGUAACUUCCCAUAUAUACCUAAUAUUAUUGUAUUUAUAUUGUUUACGAGGUAUUCGCUUUUUUCUCUUUCUCUCUCUUUUUUUGUCGAAUUAUUAACGUCUAGCGCAUGACAAGAAUAUGUGACAAAAAAUUCUGCAAAAAUAUUUUUGUAAGAUACAAUAUACAAACGAAAGCAUAAUUGAAUCUCUGGUAUUGAUGUAUACGAGCGCAUUUGUUUGAAUAUUAUACCGAAUUGUGAUCGCUGAAUUAGAAUAAAAUUUGAUCGAGAUAUUAUAGUGCCUGCAUCUAACGUAAUAUCACGAAAAGUAUUUAAUGUAUUUUGAUAUUCGAUGGUAUUGCAACUAACAUGAGUAUUUAAAAUUCGAUAGUAAUAUUACAUGUGAUAUUUAUGUUAGUUUUAAUGAAAUUUCACUAGAAACAAGUACAUUGGAAUUUGAUACAUUAAAAUAAUGCAUAACAAAGCGAUGAUUCUCUAGUAAAGUCCAUUCCUUCUUUCCGAUUUAAUAGUAAAACUUCGUUAUAUGCACACGAUAUGUUAAAAUAUACGAAUUGAGCUAAUAUUUUAUAUUAACCAUUUAUAGUAUGAAACUUUAACACUCUAAAGGCAAUAGUGGGAAUGGUAGAAAAGUGUAUUAAAAAAGAAGAGUAUUAUAGUUAACUUGUUUCGAUAUUAAUUGAGAAAAUUAAGUAUUCAUAAGGUAAUUUAUCCAGAUUACAUCCUUUUAAUAGCACAAUUUAUGUGAGAGAGUUAACUUAAUUGAUUUUAUUGUAUAAAACAUCCGAUGAUAUUAUAUUAAUUAUAUGCGACGAAUACAAAACAUAGAUUAUGCGAUAAAUUAAACUUUUCCACUGUUGUACAUUUCUCUAUUACAUUUUUGACAAUAAAUAUUCUGCAUUACAUUUUA
This is a messenger RNA of Megachile rotundata (alfalfa leafcutting bee), 1730 nucleotides long. RefSeq names its product small integral membrane protein 14. NCBI's taxonomy places the organism in Eukaryota, Metazoa, Arthropoda, Insecta, Hymenoptera, Megachilidae. Gene Ontology annotation, cellular component: endoplasmic reticulum. The record is from RefSeq and is a predicted model, not a curated record.